AUGGAGCAGAGUUCUCAGAAAGGUAUACCGCCCAAGUACCAGAGCUGCCGGAUGACUAGAAGCAAGUUGCAAACGGCGCUUCUCAGGUCUGUGGACCAGGCUCAUAUUCACGUGUCGAAAAAGUUGAUGGACAUACAGCACACUGCAGAUAACAGGGUUCGCAUCUUCUUCAAAGAUGGGUCCUCUAAUGAAGUCGACUUGCUUAUUGCUGCGGAUGGUCUACGAUCAAUAAUCCGCAGAAAGGUCUUCCCUGACCAUGUACCCAAAUUCAACGGGCAAUCUGCAUAUCGAACCAUAGUCAGCAAAGCAGAAGCUUCAAAUAUCAAGGAACUGCCGUUUGCUCAGGUGUUCUGGGAGCACAUCUCAGGAGCAUGGGUCAUGACUUGCCCGCUCGGCGAUGAUGAUUUUGAAGUGACGGCUCGGAUCCGCCGCACCAGAGAAGGCGAGGAUCCCAAGAGUUGGGGGCGUCCAUUUGACUUACACGAACUCCUCAAAGAGUACGAUGACUUCUGUCUUCCUGUUGGCCAGAUCUUACAGCUAGCCGCGAAAGGACAAACGCAAGAGUUCGACUUGUUUUCCAGCCGUCGUUUAGACAGCGUCAUAUCCCGUGGCUGCAUCGCUUUCAUCGGGGAUGCGGCUCACCCAAUGCUAGGAAAUUUUGGUUCCGGUGCCGCAUUCGCUUUGCAAGAUGUUUACACCUUAGCGAAGGUGCUUGAAUGGUCCAUGCAGAGGAGCAUUGCGCUAUCGGGCGCCCUCAUCAAGUUCGAUUCGAUACGCUCUCCCUUUUACCAGCGGCUCUACGAGGUUCUUGAUAAAUUUUCCCAAGUCAAAUCAGUAGCACAGAUAGAGGAGGGUUCAAUCGACGAAAGAAUCUCUCGACAUGUGCUGAGGAUGUCGCAGGCUGCAGUGACGUGGGUGGUCCAUUACAGGAUUGACGAAGAAGUGGCCCGCGCUCUUAGUGAGGUGGACGUGGAUGCUGUCCAUAGCCAGCCGAUGGACAGGUUAAGACAGUUGCCCAGGCGAGGGUAA
Clonostachys rhizophaga is the source of this 1029-nucleotide messenger RNA. The record is from the annotation of a GenBank genome assembly. NCBI's taxonomy places the organism in Eukaryota, Fungi, Ascomycota, Sordariomycetes, Hypocreales, Bionectriaceae.